Carassius carassius (crucian carp) is the source of this 573-nucleotide messenger RNA. Its product is annotated as interleukin-8-like. Gene Ontology annotation, biological process: neutrophil chemotaxis; chemokine-mediated signaling pathway; inflammatory response. Gene Ontology annotation, cellular component: extracellular region. Gene Ontology annotation, molecular function: chemokine activity; CXCR chemokine receptor binding. Bases 90 to 386 code for a protein of 98 amino acids. Lineage: Eukaryota; Metazoa; Chordata; Actinopteri; Cypriniformes; Cyprinidae. The transcript has 4 exons. The record is from RefSeq and is a predicted model, not a curated record.
GGACAGAACUCAACAACAGAUCUGAGCGCCUCAGAUAUCUAGCAUCCAAACUACAGACUUACUUUAACUUUUUGUUAGUUCUUGGCAGAAUGCACUGCAAAAUCUUUUUAGUCUCUGUUAUUGUUUUUCUGGGAUUCCUGACCAUUGGUGAAGGAAUGAGUCUUAGAGGUCUGGGAGUAGAUCCACGCUGUCGCUGCAUUGAAACAGAGAGUAGACGCAUUGGGAAACUCAUAGAAAGUGUGGAGCUCUUCCCUCCAAGCCCACACUGUAAAGACACAGAGAUCAUAGCCACCCUGAAGGGAUCCGGAAAAGAGAUCUGUCUGGACCCAAAAGCACCCUGGGUUAAGAAGGUCAUUGAGAAGAUCAUUGCCAACAAAGCACCAUGAAUGUUUGGAUCGUCUGUGAAGAUGAGCCUGAUGAAAUGUAUGAUGCUGCUACACCUGUAGCGAUGGCCACAGUCUGACUGUUUGGUUUUGUUUGCUUAAUAUUGCGUGUUGUCCAAAUAUGUAUUAUAUUUAUAUUUAUGUAUUUAUUUAUCAUAUCUUUUUUUAAAUAAACAUUUUUUUAUACAAA